Messenger RNA from Branchiostoma belcheri (Belcher's lancelet), 1980 nucleotides. RefSeq names its product probable LRR receptor-like serine/threonine-protein kinase At1g06840. Bases 1 to 1980 code for a protein of 659 amino acids. The transcript is spliced from 12 exons. Gene Ontology annotation, molecular function: protein kinase activity; ATP binding. Gene Ontology annotation, biological process: protein phosphorylation. NCBI's taxonomy places the organism in Eukaryota, Metazoa, Chordata, Leptocardii, Amphioxiformes, Branchiostomatidae. The record is from RefSeq and is a predicted model, not a curated record.
AUGCGCCUCGAUGGCAUCAUUCGUGACAAAUAUUCUGAAAAACUGAGAGAAGCAUCUGAGGCCUACAGGCAAACUCGAGUUCGCCUAACUGAGCUAUGCAACAGUAUCGCUGACUACCUUCCCAGUCUGGACAAAAGUAUCAAGGCAAGGCUGAAACAAUGGCUUGGCUGUGAGGCCGAGGAAAUCAUACAAGAUGUAAAGGAUCAGCUACAGAAGAAAGAAUGCCCAAUUUUUGUAGCAGGAGAAACAUCCUCAGGAAAGAGCACCUUCCUGAACCUGCUGUUGGGAAGUGAAUUCCUGCCUGUGGCUCUCCUGAGCAGCACCUCCACCAUCUGUGAGGUGAAGUAUGGAAAGACCAAGCGAGCAGUGGUCCAUCUGCGACAGCCCACAGAUCAAGAACAAAGGCAAAUAACCAUCCCACUGGAUGGCACAAAGCGGCGUCAGAAGGAGCUGGAAAGCUACAUACACCUUGAAGGUGCCAGUAGAGACGACCUUCCUCCAGCUGAGCGGGUUGAGAUCUUUCUGCCUAUCGAUCUUCUCAAAGGAGGAAGUGUACUUGUAGACAGCCCAGGGGUAGGGGAGAACGAAGUGAUGGAUAAGAUGGUAGCGGACUAUCUUCCAAAGUGUCUUGCCUUCAUCUACAUCUUGGACAGCUCCAGGGCUGGAGGAGUACAAAAUGACAAGCUGGUACAAAUUUUAAAGCUGUGUGCAGACAACAACACAGAGAAAGAGAAUUUUGACCCCAAAUCAGCCAUCUUCAUCUGCAACAAGUGGGACCUUGUGAGUACAAGAGAACAAGAGGAAGUGAAGAGAGACACCUUCAGGAAGCUGUCACAGAAGUGGCCUGGUCUGAAGGAGUCACAGAUGUUCUUUGCUGGCCAACUUGCAGGCAUUCUAUCAGGGGAGUUCACCAAAGCACUGGAUGGCAUUGACACACUGCUGGCUCAAAUUCUUAACAUGAAGCUGGACACCUUGUGUCAACAAACAUCUGACUUCCGCGACCAACUCGCAUUGUUCUAUCUGACUCACCUAAGGAAGUAUGAGUAUGAGCUAGACAAUAUUCAAGGGUGGACAAACACAAGAAACAGGCUGGGAGGUGGAGCUUUUGGUGAGGUCUUCAAGGUCCAAGUCUUGUAUAAGGGAACAAUGACUCAAGCUGCAUUGAAGAUUGGAGUCUACCCCUAUGACGUGAUCCCACUACCACUGACAAAAGAAAAUGCCAUCCUGAGGAACUUCCUGACAGAGGAAGACAACUUAAGGAAGCUGAAGGAACCUAUGGACACUUCAUCGGAUCAACGGAUCCACAAUCAACACAUUGUGGAGUACUACGGCACUGCCUGCAAAAGGGUGCCACGAGGACUGAAACUGGGGCUGGUCACUGAGCUGUGUGAGGGAACACUGGCGGACAGGAUCAUUGGCCAAAGGGACCAUAACCCAGCAUGGUGGGGCUCUGACCCAGAGAAGCAGGCAGCAGCCUUCAGCUACACCCAGAACCUGGCAGUGCAGCUGUGUGAGGGGCUGAAGAUCAUCCAUGAUGCAGGCUACAUGCACAGGGACCUCAAACUCAUCAACAUUCUUGUAACUCAUGAUGAUGUUGUGAAGCUUGCUGAUGUUGGACAGAGCAAGGCAGAGGUAAAAGUCACAGGCACAAUAACUGGAACACCCCUCUACGUUGCACCUGAAGUGUUAGCGGAACAGAUGUACAACAAGAGUGCAGACAUCUACAGCCUGGGCAUCCUCCUGUGGGAGAUGUGGUACGGGAAAACCCGGUAUCAGCUUGACACUGAGGAUGUUGCUUACGACAAACAGAUGAAGACAGACUUGAAGGAAGGUAAAGACAUCCGAAUGCCGCAGUGGCGAGGUACAGUCCCCCCCAUCCCUGAGUGGACCAGGCUGAUCCAUGACUGUCUCAAGAAAGAUCCAAAGGAACGACCAAACAUACAGGAGUGUCUGAGAAGGAUCUCAGCUAUGAAGGUUUAA